Closterium sp. NIES-67 is the source of this 953-nucleotide messenger RNA. Lineage: Eukaryota; Viridiplantae; Streptophyta; Zygnematophyceae; Desmidiales; Closteriaceae. The record is from the annotation of a GenBank genome assembly.
CCGGCAGCAGACUUCACUCUCCCAGGUUCCUCUCGCAACUUCUCAGUUGUUUUUUCCGCAGCCGACAAUGGCCGCUCUCGCCAACGCCGCUGUGCUCCCCUCCACCUUCGUCGGCCAGAGCACUGAGCUUGCCGCCAAGGUGAACAAUGUCGAGGCCCGCGUGACCAUGAGGAAGACCGCCAAGGCGGCUUCCAGCAGCCAGUUCUACGGCCCCGACCGCAGCCUGUUCCUGGGCCCGUACUCCUCCCCCCCGUCGUACCUCACCGGCGAGUACGCCGGAGACUACGGCUGGGACACCGCGGGUCUGUCCGCUGACCCCGAGACCUUCGCCAAGAACCGCGAGCUGGAGGUGAUCCAUGCUCGCUGGGCUCUGCUCGGUGCUCUCGGCUGCCUCACCCCGGAGCUGCUCGCCGGCAACGGCGUGAACUUCGGCGAGGCCGUGUGGUUCAAGGCCGGCGCGCAGAUCUUCUCGGAGGGCGGCCUGGACUACCUGGGCAACCCCAGCCUGAUCCACGCGCAGUCCAUCCUGGCCAUCUGGGCGUGCCAGGUCAUCCUCAUGGGCGCCGUCGAGAGCUACCGCGUGGGUGGCCUCGAGGGCUUCCAGGAGGUCGAGGACCCCCUGUACCCCGGCGGUGCCUUCGACCCCCUGGGUCUGGCUGACGACCCCGACGCGCUCGCCGAGCUGAAGGUGAAGGAGCUGAAGAACGGUCGCCUCGCCAUGGUGUCGAUGUUCGGCUUCUUCGUCCAGGCCAUCGUCACGGGCAAGGGCCCACUGGAGAACCUGUCGGACCACCUGGCUGACCCCACCAUCAACAACGCAUGGGCGUAUGCCACCAACUUCACCCCCGGCGCUUAAGCGUGCUGUCUAGUAUUGGUGUAGGUCACCGACUUUUUUUUAUUUUUUUAUUUUUAUUUUUAUUUAUUAAAUAUGAGCUUCUAGGCCAUCACUUUUU